AUGGCACACACAUUCACAACAAACUCCCACCCCCCAGCCCUCCUGGACAACACAACCACCACUACUUUACUCUACCCAACCCCCGCCAACCCAAACCCGAGCACAAACCAUCCAGUCUUUACACACGCCAUGACCGUCCGACACGCCGUCUUUGUCAACGAGCAAGGCUGCGCCGCCGACGCCGAGAGAGACGAAGACGAUGCGCGGAGUUGGGAGUUUGUUAUAUACGCCAAACGACCACCACCACAAGCGCAAGAAGAACAGCCCGUCGCGGUAGUACGCCUCGUGCCCCCGCCGCACGCGCCGCACGACACGCUACUCGACCCUGCGCGCGCGUCUGAGUUCCCGCGGUUUGAUACGGAGCAUGAGCCGUACGUCAAGGUCACGCGGGUCGCGGUGUUGAAGGAGUUUCGCGGGCUUGGGUUGGCGGGGAGGGUGAUGCGGGUUGCAGAGGAGUGGGCGGCGGCGAAUAAAGAGGCUAUUGAUGCGAUGUAUCGGCGGGUUGCUGGCGGCGAUAUACAACAGCAAAAAGGGUGGAAUGGGCUGGUUGGGCUGCAUGCCCAGGUGCAGGUUGAGAAAAUGUAUCAGCGCAUGGGCUACGAGACCGAUGGCUCACUGGGGACGUGGGACGAGGAGAGCAUUCAGCAUGUGGGCAUGUUUAAGAGAGUGGCCUUAAAUUAG
Talaromyces rugulosus is the source of this 681-nucleotide messenger RNA. RefSeq lists its product as uncharacterized. Gene Ontology annotation, molecular function: glucosamine 6-phosphate N-acetyltransferase activity; monosaccharide binding. Lineage: Eukaryota; Fungi; Ascomycota; Eurotiomycetes; Eurotiales; Trichocomaceae. The record is from RefSeq and is a predicted model, not a curated record. Bases 1 to 681 code for a protein of 226 amino acids. Gene Ontology annotation, biological process: UDP-N-acetylglucosamine biosynthetic process. Gene Ontology annotation, cellular component: endoplasmic reticulum-Golgi intermediate compartment; Golgi apparatus; endoplasmic reticulum. The transcript has a single exon.